GAAACCGUGAUCAACCGCCUUCUUACUAUUCUUCUCAAACAUCUUCGAGUAACAAUCAGGGAUAUGCACCAAAUUUCGCACCUAACAACAAUAAUGGAUUUUCACCAAACUUUGCAUCUAAUAAUAAUAAUGGCUAUCCACCAAAUUUUGCACCUAAUAACAACAAUGGCCUUUCACCAAACUUCGCACCUAAUAACAACAAUGGCCUUUCACCAAACUUCGCACCUAAUAACAACAACGGCCUUUCACCAAAUUUCGCACCUAAUAACAACAACGGCCUUUCACCAAAUUUCGCACCUAAUAACAACAAUGGCCUUUCACCAAACUUUGCAGCUAAUAACAACAAUCAGUAUCCACACAGACCACAAAUGUUACCACAACAACAAAAUUUUAUGCCUAUGCAGCAUCAACAACAACAAGCUGCUGCUAACCAACCUAAUUUUGAAAU
Messenger RNA from Dentiscutata erythropus, 448 nucleotides. The record is from the annotation of a GenBank genome assembly. Lineage: Eukaryota; Fungi; Glomeromycota; Glomeromycetes; Diversisporales; Gigasporaceae.